Hordeum vulgare subsp. vulgare (domesticated barley) is the source of this 3439-nucleotide messenger RNA. RefSeq names its product pentatricopeptide repeat-containing protein At4g21300-like. Gene Ontology annotation, biological process: RNA modification. The record is from RefSeq and is a predicted model, not a curated record. The transcript has 5 exons. Bases 287 to 2647 code for a protein of 786 amino acids. Lineage: Eukaryota; Viridiplantae; Streptophyta; Magnoliopsida; Poales; Poaceae. Gene Ontology annotation, molecular function: RNA binding; protein binding.
GGAGCCCGCCCCCGACGGCCCGAGGCUCUUCCUCCUCGGCUUCUCGGCGGUUGAAGCCGCACCGCCCGCACGCGGCACGCCCACGCUGGCACGCCGCGCUGGACGCCCUAGAGCACUGCCUCGACCCCUAGUUUUGGCUAGGUAGCAAUGGCGAAACAGCAGACGGCGCAGUCUUCUUUUAAAAGCAAGUUUUUAUUCUAGCAUUGGUGGAAAAUGUGAAUCAAAGGCAUAAUAAUUUCUCUCUCGAUUGUUUCCUUUUUACGCACUGGAAGUUUCCCCAGUUAGUAUGCAGUCUGGUUCAAAGUUCGUUAAGAUUAUAGUGCCGGCUAGGAGGCUAUCAGGAUCUAUCAGUGGUACAACUGUGGGUUCUAGUAAGAAGGUAUGCGAUGCUGGAAUGUUUGCUCUGCUGGCCCAAAGCUGUGCAGAUGUUCAGUCUCUAAAGAAGCUGCAUGCACGUGUUUUGGCACACGGACUUGGCAGGGAUGUGAUCCUUGGAUCUAAGAUUCUUGGCUUGUAUGCACAUUUAGGAGCCUUGCCCGAUUCAAGGCUUGUUUUUCGGAGUAUUGUAAAUGGCGAUCUUGCCCUAUGGAAUUCUGUCAUGGUUGAUUAUUUCAGAGCUGGUUACCUUGAGGAAGUUAUUCUAUUGUACAGGAGAUUGAAGUUGCAUCAGUUUGGUUUGAAUGAAAAAACUAUUACCUUCGGUUUGAAGAGCUGCACUGAGCUCAGGAAUUUGUUUUUGGGCAAAGGAUUGCAUGUAGACUCACUGAAGCUUGGCCUGAGUGGGGAUAAAUUUGUCGGUUCCUCGCUGAUUGGGUUGUACUCCAAGCUUGGCAAAAUUGAUGCUUCACAGAGAGUGUUUGAAGAGAUCUUUGACAAGGAUAUUGUUACUUACACUUCAAUGAUCUCUGGUUAUUCUGCUGUUGUGGAUUCGUCUGCUAGGAAUGCAUUCGAAAUUGCCAGUCAAAUGAUAAGGAAUAACUUGGAAGUAAACCGUGUGACACUGGUAAGCUUAUUGCAAGUUGCUGGGAAUUUGGAAGCCUUCCGACUGGGUAAAUCAAUGCACUGCUAUGCAAUAAGGAGAGGAAUUGGCGUCUCAGAUGAAGUCCUAGAGACAAGCCUUGUUGACAUGUAUACUCGAUGUGGAGCUUAUCAAAUAGCAUAUGCUCUUUUGAACAAUUCGAAAGGAAAUGUGGCUUCGUGGAAUGCUGUGCUUUCUGGUCUUACUAGAACUCAAGGGAGUAGGGAUGCAAUCCAGUAUUUUUCUGUAAUGCUGCAUCAUCAUAAAGUAACUCCAGAUUCAGUAACCUUUGCAAAUGUGCUUUCUGCUUGUGCUGAAUUAUGCUACUGUGGCUAUGCUGCUAGUAUUCAUGCCUACUUAAUCAGAAGAACUAUAGCCCUGGAUCUUGUUUUGGCCACUGCUCUUAUCGAGGUGUACUGUAAGUGCAAAAGAGUUGUGAGAUCCAGCCAUCUCUUUGAUCAACUGAUGGUUAAAGAUGCAGUCUCCUAUAACGUGAUGAUGCAUGGUUAUCUGCAAAACGGCCUGCCAGAUGAAGCCACCACAUUGCUCUAUCACAUGAUGAAAGAAUGUAUCGCACCAAGUUCUGCAACUGUUGUUUGCCUGCUUGCAGCUUUUGCUGAUCAAAGGGAUUUAGUAAGGGGAAGGUGGAUUCACGGAUUUGCAAUUAGACAUGGCUUUUCUUCAGAUGUGGACAUUGCAAAUCAAAUUCUGCAUAUGUAUUCAAUUUGUAGAGAAAUAGUUGCAGCAAAGAUUGUAUUUGACUCAUUGGAAAAGAAAAACUUGGUUUCAUGGACAGCCAUGAUGAAGGGGUGCUUAUCUUUUGGGCGCGCAGAUGAGGUUGUUCGACUAUGUCAAUUAAUGCAGCAACAUGGGGAGAAGCCCGAUUCCAUCACUCUUAUGUAUGCUGUUCAGGCUGUUUCUGAGCUUGGACAUCUGAAGGGUGUAAAAGAAAUCCAUUGCUUUGUUUACCAUGCCUUCAUGGAGAAAGAUACGAUUACUGCGAAUUCUUUGAUAACUGCAUACGCUAAAUGUGGAAGGCUGGAUUUGUCAGAAGCUCUUUUCUAUGGUUUGGAACACAAAAAUUUGGAUUCGUGGAAUGCGGUCAUAAGUGCUUAUGGGAUACAUGGAUUUUAUAUUAAGGUUCUUGAAAUGUUUCAGCAAAUGGAAGAGGAAAAAAUCAAACCUGAUGAGUUAACAUUCACUUCUGUGCUUUCUGCCUGCAGUCAUGCUGGUCUUGUUAAGGAGGGUUGGUGUAUUUUUCAGUCAAUGAUUUCACUGUAUUCAGUUCAUCCACAAGAUGAGCACUAUGGUUGCAUAGUUGAUUUAUUGGGUCGGGCAGGACAUUUAGAAGAAGGAUACGAGUUUAUAAAGCUAUUGUCCAUGACUGAUAAAUCCAGCAUGUAUUGUGCUCUCCUCUCUGCUUGCAGAACAUAUGGAAAUAUACUGCUUGGACAUAUCAUAAGCAAAGAGCUCCUUGAGCACGGACCACAGGAUCCAGGUACUUAUGCUUUGAUUUCAGAAGUGUAUGCACAGGAAGGGCAGUGGAAUGAAUCUGCUAAUUUAAGGGCUAGCACUAAUGGAAGUGAUUCGAAGAAACUUCCUGGAUCUAGUUUGAUGGAAUCAGUGUAGGAACUAGAAAGUAGGGAGAGGGUGUUUUGGAGCCCAAGCACAAAAGCUUAUAGAGGACCCUGGAGGAAGACGGAGUUCUUGCUGGAUCCUGUUGACAGGUUCCCUCUCCUUGAAGCGACAGGACAUAGUGAGCCCCUAUCGAUCUAUGCGAUACAGUCAUCGCCAGCGUUGUCGGUGGAGCCGUAGCAGAGCCUUCAUCGGUAGGACUAUUGCAGAUGAUGGGAGCGAUCCGCGAACAGCCAGCGAGAUUGGAAGGGAGCUCUGAUGGUUCGCCGCAUAAAUGGCAGAAUCCACUCUCAAAAUUUCCUGGUUGGACAACGAGAAUUAGAGUUGGGUCGGCUCUGCCAGACAGGACUCCUUGUCCGAGCAUAGGUACCCUGGAGAAAUCUACAAGGGGGUUCACAGAGAACCUAACAGAAAACUUUAUCAGACCUGCUCUUGGCACCAGCUCCGAUUUCUUGAGCAAGGCUUGCGACUUUUACAAUCUUUUACAGGAAAAGCGGGCUGAAUGUCACAGAUGACAAAAUGCAUGCAGGAAAUAGAGUGUGGCUGUGCGGGGAAGCCCUAGAACACACGCUCACGCCGAUGCGAGUGCCCAGCCAUGAUCAGAUUGCUGUGCAGAACAUGAUAAUAUUUGUUAUUUUGGUAUUUAUAAUGUGAGUUGUCAGAGAAAUUUUCGUUUCUGUGUGGCUCGGUGGUGUACGUACAUUCAAGCUACUGAUCACACGCUCUCAAAUUGUAAACAUGUUACAUGAUGGUAUUUGUUAUUUCAAUGACUCAUUCGUUUUCCAA